AAUUGUUUUGAAAGGGAAAGGCUCAUUUUGUUGAUUCUGGCUUGGUCUUCCUCUUCCCUAAACUCCAGCCAAAACCUCUAGAAGCAAAAUACUCUCUCUCUCUCUCUCUCUCUCUCUCUGGUAAAAUGGCUACAGCAUCUUCGUCGUCUCCAUCAUCAUCUGGGGUUCCAGAGAGAAGGGGUAUUCCGGCAGCUGCUUUCGUGGAAGAUGUACAGACCUAUCUCUCUCAACUUGGUCUUGAUGUCAACUCUGCCCUCGCCUUCCUCCAAGAAAGACUUCAGCAAUACAGAUUGGUAGAGAUGAAACUACUUGCGCAACAGAGGGAGCUUCAGGCAAAGAUUCCUGACAUCGAGAAGUGCUUGGAUGUAGUUGCAACUUUGCUAGCUAAGAAGGGUGCUGGUGAGGCACUGUUUGCCGAUUUUGAAGUGUCAGAAGGUAUCUAUUCUCGAGCAUGCAUCGAAGAUACUGAUUCAGUAUGUUUAUGGCUGGGAGCAAAUGUCAUGCUGGAGUACUCCUGUGAAGAGGCUACUACUCUUCUACAAAGCAAUUUGGAAAAUGCUAGAGCUAGUUUAGAAGUUCUUGUCGCAGAUCUACAAUUCUUGAGAGAUCAGGUUACUGUUACACAGGUCACAAUUGCUCGUGUAUACAACUGGGAUGUACAUCAGCGCAGAACUCGACAAGUUGCUGGUCCCAUGGACUCUUGAGGAAAAACUCGCUACAGCAAGGUACGAGGUGGCAGAAUGAACUUUGCUAGCGAAAAAUGUGGUUCGGUUCUAGUUUCUUUUAUCCAUUCUUCUAGGAGAUAGGAUUGCCUCUUUUUUUUUGGUUUUCUUUUCUUUUGUUGUAAUAUUAGUGAAUUUGUUUUCUUCUAGUUGAGCUUUAGUUCUGGAUUUUAUCCCAGUGUGAGCGUGUGUUUUUUUUAGAGAAGUGACGUAGUACUCAGACCAGCUUUGUUGCAUGAUGAAACUCUUGGGCUUGGGCUGUAACAGUAUGAUUCUUGAUGAUUUUUGAAAUUCACUCCAACAGUUUUGGUCGAUCA
Rhododendron vialii is the source of this 1039-nucleotide messenger RNA. RefSeq names its product prefoldin subunit 3. The record is from RefSeq and is a predicted model, not a curated record. Gene Ontology annotation, biological process: tubulin complex assembly; protein folding; microtubule-based process. Gene Ontology annotation, cellular component: prefoldin complex; cytoplasm. NCBI's taxonomy places the organism in Eukaryota, Viridiplantae, Streptophyta, Magnoliopsida, Ericales, Ericaceae. Gene Ontology annotation, molecular function: tubulin binding. The transcript is spliced from 6 exons. The coding region runs from base 126 to 704 and encodes 192 amino acids.